Triticum turgidum subsp. durum (durum wheat) is the source of this 339-nucleotide messenger RNA. The record is from the annotation of a GenBank genome assembly. NCBI's taxonomy places the organism in Eukaryota, Viridiplantae, Streptophyta, Magnoliopsida, Poales, Poaceae.
AUGCGUGACCUCCCCCGUCUCCGCCGCACUGCACACACACAUCCUGGAGAGUUCCCAGAAAAAAAAAUCCAGAGUCUCGCUCAAAAUUUGGGGGUUUUAGACAGAACAGAUCAGAGAGAGGAGAGGGAGAUGGCGGACUGGGGCCCGGUGAUCGUCGCGACGGUGCUGUUCGUGCUGCUGACGCCGGGGCUACUGUGCACGCUGCCGGGGCGCGGGCGGGUGGCGGAGUUCGGCAGCAUGCACACCAGCGGCCUCUCCAUCCUCAUCCACGCCGUCCUCUACUUCGCGCUCGUCACCAUCUUCCUCAUCGCCGUCGGCGUCCACGUCUACACCGGCUAG